Molecule: messenger RNA, 1683 nt
Organism: Ipomoea nil (Japanese morning glory)
Lineage: Eukaryota; Viridiplantae; Streptophyta; Magnoliopsida; Solanales; Convolvulaceae
Product: AP2-like ethylene-responsive transcription factor At1g79700
Exons: 7
Coding region: 356-1597 (413 amino acids)
Biological process (GO): regulation of DNA-templated transcription
Molecular function (GO): DNA-binding transcription factor activity; DNA binding
Source: RefSeq, a predicted model, not a curated record
CUUCCCAACUCCCCCAACAGAUACUCAGCUGUUUCAUAACUUUCAGAACAGUCACCCCUCCGCUGUCAUGGCAAUGCGCCUUCAAUUCUCUUCAGAUUCUAUUCUCUCCUCUCUCAUCUCUCAAUUUGGUAAACCACUUUAGUUUACCAAAAAGGCAAGACAAAAUUUAUACACACACACCCUUUUCCUUUUCCUUCAACAUUCGCCAUUUUUCUACACCAACCCACCACCUCUCUCACCUUCCAAACUUCCAAUUCAACUCACUUUUUUGCGCUACUACUCCUAUCCUACUAUUAUUAGUUGAAUUGAGGGAUAAAGAUUGAAUCUUGGAUUGUUUUAAUUUCCUCGGAGAUAGAUGAUGAUGAAGAGGUUUCGCCUUCCUUCUUCUUCCUCUUCUUGCUCUUCGUCUUCCUCGUGCAUUAUUGGGUCCGGCGGCACUGAGAUUGAGGUUCUCCCGGAGCCUGUGAAGCCCAUUCCUCAGCCCGAACCCAGGCCCAAACGCCCCAGAACCAAGAGAAAUCAAAUCCUCAAUGCCCAUUCCCCCACAUCUGGGUCUACCAGGAGAAGCUCCCUUUACAGAGGAGUUACCAGGCAUAGAUGGACUGGGAGAUAUGAAGCACACUUGUGGGACAAGAGUAUCUGGAAUAGCACUCAGAACAAGAGAGGGAGACAAACUUAUUUGGGUGCAUAUGAUAGUGAGGAGGCUGCUGCCAGAACCUAUGAUCUUGCUGCACUUAAGUACUGGGGGCCAGGCACCACGCUUAAUUUUCCGAUUGAGACAUAUAGCAAAGAGCUUGAGGAAAUGGAGAAGUUGUCUAGGGAGGAGUUCCUAGCUUCACUUCGGCGCCGAAGUAGUGGAUUUUCUAGGGGCGUUUCUAAGUACCGUGGUGUUGCAAGGCACCAUCACAACGGUCGUUGGGAGGCACGAAUUGGACGAGUCUCUGGGAACAAGUAUCUUUACUUGGGGACUUUCAGCACUCAAGAGGAAGCGGCUACAGCGUAUGAUAUGGCAGCGAUCGAAUACAGGGGUUCGAAUGCAGUGACGAAUUUUGACAUCAGCGUUUAUGCAGAUAAGCUGAAAGAAAUCCGGGAAAGGAACGAGAGGGAACAGCAGGGAAACGAUGAGUCCUCGUGUGAAGUUGAGUCCAAAGAACACAAAGAAGAAAGCCCGAAAUGGAAUCAAGAGGAAGAAUACUUUGUGGAAGAGAUCGUUCCAAAGUUAGAGGGAAUGGAACACACUAAACUCCCAAAACUCGAAUUUGCUCCUUCUUGUUCCUUGCCUAUGAUGACACCGAUUGACCCUCUGGAGGAAGAGCCCGAAAGCUUUUGGAACGACUCGUUUCCAGUUCAUGAUCUUCAUCUGGACGAGAAGCCUUCUUACCUGCUCGAUUUCUUCAACGACUCCAGCAUAGGAAACAGCCUCGAUUUCCUUUUCGAGGAACCAUCUAGUGGCAGCACACUCAUCUCCGAUGAAUUUGAAGCUAUGGUUAACGAAGGACACAAUGCCGCCUUUACUGCCCCUUCGCCUUCAUCUAAUUCGACAACAUUGUCGGUAUAUGGAGAAAUUUCUGCUGCUUCAAAGUUGUUAAACUGUUAGCAGUUUUUUUUAGGUUGUAGUUUAGACAGGAGACAAGGUAUGAUUGACUUGCAUACACAGGUUUAGUGUUUUUAUUAACUUCUCCA